AUGGCUCGUGCGAGCAUUGAGCUUCCUCUUAUGACGCAUAACGGCCGUCCUGAUACGUUACAAACAGCCGCCAAAGAUAAUCAAAACACCCAAAAAGCCGGUGCAAAUUGGACAAAUGCAGAAUUUCAACCACCACACACCGAGCCGGGCCUUGGUGCAGCGACGGAAACUAAGAUGGCGAGGGAAACAACGCCGUUGACCACAGAUGCACCUUUCUUAGAUCGCAAACCAAAGAGUCAAACAAGUGGAAGUAAAUGGCGCCCAUUUUGGCUGCAUUCGCGCGUUCUCUUGCUCUUUCUUGCGUUCUUCAUUGCCUGCAUGAUCGCUUUGCCGGUCUUAUUGUCAUACUCUUCCAAGCACAAGGGCAUCACAGACGUGCGGCAAGGUUUCGAAAAGCCAUGGAGAUUUAUUUCAAUUGCUGUGCUCACACUGGUUGCCAUAUUUUGGAACCGAGUUGAGUUACAGGUUUUGCGCUACGCUCCCUGGAUUGCGGCACAACCUAGCCAACCAAAUGUUGAUCGUGCAAUGCUAGAUCUAGAUUAUGUUUCGAUGAUGCCGCCUGUGGCACUUUUCCAGUCUUUGAAGAACAGACAUUUCUUGGUAUUCACUGCUGUCCUCACCUCUAUCAUCUGUAAAGCUCAGAUCGUUCUGUCUCCCAGUUUGUUUUAUUCCGAAACUACGAGGUUCACGUAUCCUGUUGAAGUCCAACUUUUGGAUUCUUUCGACACUUCUUUCGAUGUACAGCAGGACAUACGAGAGGGGACCGGCAAUACUGCCGAGAAAACAGGUCCCUACUAUAACUCACGAGCCGUCCGGAAGUUCGACCUAGAGCUUCCAUUUGGAGUCUCCGAAGACGCUGCCUAUCAAACCUUCAGCUCAGGAGCAGCCGGAGACACACGAGGUACGACCCAGUCUCCCGUGACAGCGUUAGUCGAUGCGCUGUUCAUGGAUAUCGAAUGUCUCAAGCUAGAGAACUACACAGCUAGUCGAAAUCGCACCGAGGAGGGUAUUUUUUACGCCAACCUUGAGUUGAAAUUCGAACAAUGUGACCAGCCUUUGUCUGUUUCGUCAUUAUUCUUCUAUUUACAGAACGCGAACGUCAGUACGCUUGUUCCGCCAAACUUCUGGGCCAUUGAAACCUUGAGUGAAAAGCAUUGCUCCGUACUUCCGACACAAUUCUCGCCUUUCAUUUACUAUGGAGCGCUACCUAAGGGGAAUAUCACAGAAGAUACCUCAACCGUUGAGAUGGAAGCAUUCGGGGCCCUCAUGUGCGCGCCCAAGUCGUGGAUAUCUCAGGUUCGAGUCACGGAUAACGGUGUCAAGCCAAUUGUGUCAUCGUGGGGGUCCGAGCAGCAAAGAACCCCUUUCAAUGUAAGUCUCUGGGACAUUAUACCGGGCUCAUUAUCGAACGAUAUGGGACAUUGGUUUCCCAACCAGGCUCGUGGCAGCAGCGGUGCUAUAGGGCCUGUCAACGUCGAGUCUCGUUUAUGGGGCAGAACUCCCGUGGCCAACGACACCGCACUUUAUCAAACCAGCGUCUUAUAUGAAGCAACCAGGAAUAUGACAAAGUAUUUUGGGCCUAUGGCUGCCCAUUAUAGAUUGAAGUUGGCCAAUGAUUUGGCCGAUAAUUCCGCUCAAAAGACUGGUUCCACCACUAGGGCGAGACUGAGACUGAAGGCCAACCGAGGAGUGUGCAUUGCCAUGACAGUGCUAUUUUUCGUAUCUGCAGCAGUCGCAUUGUGGUCUAUCGUUUCACUGCGCAUGAAUUUGAAGCCUUGGCAUAGAGAUCCCGCAACAAUACUGGGAUCCAUGAUCUUCUUCGACAGGCAAAACGUUGACCAAGCUCCAGUGAUGGAACCGUUGCUAGAUAAACCAGCAUCAACUCUCUCUGAACAGGGCGGUUCAACACAUACAAUGCUGCCUCUUCGGACGUGGGUUCGCUCGACCUAUCUUGUUUAUGUUAUGGGGCUUAUAGUAGCGCUUGCUAUUACUCUCCAUAUAUCGCAGUCAUCCAUCGGAUUGACAACAAUAGAUCAAGGGACAUCUCCUCUUUGGUGGGCGUCGCUCCCUGCACUCGCGAUGGCUAUCGUCAGUUUAUAUGCCACCUCUUGCGAUACAGCUGUACGCGAUAUCGCUAUUCUAUCGAAACUAUCGUCAACACCCUGCAACGCGAUGGAGACUGACAUGUCGUUGUUGGAUAUGCUAGGUUUCACAGCUCUCUACUACUCGCUUCGCCUCAGACUUUACACAGUAACUGUCACACAAAUUCUUGCCAUUGUCUGUGGAGUUCUGGUGUCUCUGUCAGGAAUUCUUUACAGUUCCCAGCAUUCCCCGAAGAGCACUCCCAUCAGUUUCGAACCAACGAGCUGGUUUGGCUAUCGGACACCACUGGUUGAUCCCGUCGAGACAUAUAUGGACCUUCAGCCCAACGAAUAUGAGGUCACUCGCAACGAUUUGAGCAGCCUGGUGCUGGCUCAGAAUACUUCCACGAUCAAGUACCCUCAAUGGACCUAUCGUGAUCUCGUAUUCCCGUCAUUUGCGAUAGAUGACGCCGUUCAAUUCAAGGAUAGCGGCGCCUCCGUCACGGUAACUCUACCAGCGGCGAGACUGACACCUGAUUGCAUUCAUUUAAACAAGACCGCGGUUGAGAAAGUCAUAACCUGUCCAAAUGGAACAGAGGUCUCUUACAACCUGACAAGUCUUUCUCGGAGUACUGGAUAUUAUGCAUCCAUGGUGUCUGGUGAGCGAACACCAGGCGUCAUUCGGAUGGCCUGCGACCUUGAAGCGGAUGAGUUGGAUGAUCGUACUUGGACAUACCUGGACCAGACUUACUCUUGGGGAAGGGUCUCCAACUCAGGCACCAAUCAUUCCACCGAGUGGAGUUGUAACUACACCUGGGCUGAGGUACCUACCGAAGUUACAUUUCACUGGGUAGAUGGAAAGGCCUCAAUUGACUAUGACAACCCUCCAAUUGCAUCAUACGAUCAGAGCAAGCCAUACGAUCCUCCUUUUAGUAUUCCCAUCUUCUCGCAGGCCUACACUGCUGUCUAUGGUGCUGUUUUUCCACAGUUCAACCUCCCAAAUUCAGAUGCAUUACAAGUUGGAUACGAAUUCGCCUACUUAGUAGAGCCAUUCGGGUCUAUCAAGCUGGAGGAUCUAGCCGACGCGAACCAAGAGGAAAAGAUUCUUGAAGCUCUACACUAUAGUCGGGCGCAGAUAGCAGCUCAGCUCGCAAAUCUAGAGCACCGACUGGGUCUCGAUGAGAGUUCAGGAGCCCAGCCUGCGCAGCACGGGAAGCUAUCUCGCAUCGAGGGGAGUGUCACAAAUAAAAACAGGUAUCGGCUGAUCCAGAGUUUCGAAAUAACCAUGGCGCUCAUAGUUUUGUUGUCAAUCUUUUUUGUCGUCAAUCUAUGGGCACUGAUAUCCGCGGCGUUGAUGCAUUUCCUAGCCAGCAAGUUCCCUCUCCUCCUUGAUCUGGAGCUGAAAGGCAAAGGGCACCAUGGCUUAAACAGUAUCAGGAUGACUGAUUCUCUCCUUUCCGAGUCGAAUUACUCUGAUUAUCUUCCCAAAAACGCCGCCUUAUUGUCGCUGAGGGAAUUGUAUCAUCAGCUAGCAGGGGUUUCCUUUAGGAUGGGCCGAUUUCGGAGAAAGGAUACGAAGACGGCUGUAUAUACAGUUGCCGUAUUAGACAACAGUAACCUACAGCCAUUGGAUAAUUGA
Messenger RNA from Clonostachys byssicola, 3720 nucleotides. The record is from the annotation of a GenBank genome assembly. NCBI's taxonomy places the organism in Eukaryota, Fungi, Ascomycota, Sordariomycetes, Hypocreales, Bionectriaceae.